GUUACUUAGAAUUCUUUUCUUCAUAUUGAUUCAAGUGUCUGAGAACACUGAGCCCCAGUAUGGCACCUCUGAGACUCUGUGCCAUGGCCCCCAACUCGCAGAGCACUUUCCCAGCACUGUUCCUCUUUGGGGUCUUGACCCUACUGCUGUGCCCUUCUGGCUUGUGUGACUGCAGAAUAUUUCCGAGCAUUGCCCAUGGAUCCCAUAAAGACAUGAGUUCAUUUUUUUCCUAUACUACUGUGGUGCAAUAUGAAUGUGAUGAAGGAUAUGUUCUGGUUGGAGAGUCUAAAAUCACCUGCAGGAACUCCCACUGGUCGUCUCCAGCCCCUGAAUGUAAAGCUCUGUGUCUGAAACCAGAGAUCAAAAAUGGAAGUCUGUCUGUGGAUAAGGACCAGUAUGUUGAGCCCGAAAAUGUUACUGUUCAGUGUGAUGAUGGCUAUGGUGUGAUUGGCUCUCAAAGCAUCACCUGCUCAGAGAACGGAAUCUGGUUCCCAGCGGUGCCCAAGUGUAAGUGGGAAUUCCAAAUGGGCUGUGAGCAAGUGCUAGUUGGCAGUAAACUCUUACAGUGUCUCCCCUACCCAGAGGACGUGAAAAAGGCCCUGGAGGUGUACAAGUUGUCUCUGGAGAUUGGACACCUGUGCAAGAAUGAGACUUGAAAAGGAACGCCAUUUAGAAACCAGUACAUCCACCACCACCACACACACCCUUGUAUCCUCCCCACAAAAGUAAAGAAUGAGGUACAUUUCUCUCAUUAGCAAGUCUACUAACCGUUCGUUAAGUACUGUUUACUAAAAAAAAAAAAAAAAAAAAAAAAAUUCCCCGUGUUAGGAGAAUCUGUUGAUACCCUUAGUACCACCGAUAAUGUGGAGCUCUUGAUUUGUCUUUGCCCAGCCUAUGCUUCUGCUGUCCUGGACAUGGCAGAAUGACAGAAAUAAAU
This is a messenger RNA of Zalophus californianus (California sea lion), 937 nucleotides long. Its product is annotated as apolipoprotein R-like. NCBI's taxonomy places the organism in Eukaryota, Metazoa, Chordata, Mammalia, Carnivora, Otariidae. The transcript has 4 exons. The record is from RefSeq and is a predicted model, not a curated record. The coding region runs from base 60 to 656 and encodes 198 amino acids.